Lytechinus pictus (painted urchin) is the source of this 4282-nucleotide messenger RNA. RefSeq names its product small ribosomal subunit protein uS9m-like. Gene Ontology annotation, cellular component: mitochondrial small ribosomal subunit; ribosome. The record is from RefSeq and is a predicted model, not a curated record. The transcript has 10 exons. Gene Ontology annotation, molecular function: RNA binding; structural constituent of ribosome. Lineage: Eukaryota; Metazoa; Echinodermata; Echinoidea; Temnopleuroida; Toxopneustidae. The coding region runs from base 199 to 1389 and encodes 396 amino acids. Gene Ontology annotation, biological process: translation.
AGUGUAUGUUGUCAAUUUUGUUAUUUUUAUUUCAGUAUUAUUGGUAUUGCAAUUAAAUAAAUAAGAAAUUUUUAUUUAAAUAGUAUUUUUUAUAAUUUUUGGUUAUUUUAAACUAGAAAUUUCAUAUUUAUUUAAAUAUUUUUUUAUUAAUUUCUGCAAAACUUACAAGUCUUCCUGUACAAGGUUAUAUAAUUCAAGAUGGCAGCGCACAGUGUUUGCCAUGUUUUCCGAGUUUACAGAUUCAGUGGAAAGUUAUUGCGAGUAUCGAACCAUUGCCGUGCCUUGCAGGUAUUAGACAUCCCACAUUCGAAGCUGUUCUCGACAGAUGCCCAACCAAAGAAAGAGAAGAAACCGAAGGAUUCUGUGGCUGCUGUGAUCGCUGCUGCACAAGAUAGACGAACAGCCUAUGACAGGUUGAUCCAACAUGAGGAGUUGUCAUAUGAGAGAGGGCGCCGUCACCUUGCGAAUAUGAUGGGGGAGGAUCCAGAGAAUUUUCAGCAGGAAGAUGUUGAUAGGGCCAUAGAAUACCUGUUUCCAUCCGGUCUGUUUGACAAGAAGGCCAGGCCCAUGAUGAAACCCCCGGCGGACUACUACCCGCCCCAGAAAGCGGCCCAGUUUGGAGCGGACGGUAGACCGUUCGAUGCCUUAUUCUACACCGGCAAACCAAACUACUACAAUCUGAUGCAUGAAACGGUUACUCAGAUGAAUAAAGUCAUCGCCAAGGAGGAUGAGAUGAUAAGAAAAGGAAUCCUCGUACAUGAUUCUGAACCUGUGAAUGUUUCAAGGAGCGAAUGGAUUGACAAAGCCACUGUUGAAAGAAUGGUUGUAGAGUCAUUGUCGGACAAAGAGUAUUCAAACUUCAUCAGUCUAUUGGAGAGGAUACUACAGCUACCGUACGCGAGUGAGGUCAGUGAUUAUAUACACAAAUAUAGACGAGAACUGGUAGCCGAGCUAAGCAAGGAAAUCAUUAGCCCAAUCCAAGAGGAUGAGAAUGGUCGACCAUACAGCACCGGGGACGGCUGGCGGAAAACUGCUAAGGCGUGGGUCACACUGAAGGAUCAUGGGAAUGGUCAGGUCACCGUCAACGGAAAAGAGUUUCUCAAAUACUUCACGUGGGUGCGAGUGAGAGAACAGAUCUUAUUUCCAUUUCACUUCACCGGAACCUUGGGGCGUUUUGAUCUCGAGUGUAAGGUCAAUGAAGGAGGCAUUACGGGUCAAGCUGGUGCGAUCAGACUUGCUCUGUCGAGGGCGCUGUGCAGCUUCGUAGAUCAGCAGAAGAUAGAGCAGAUGAGGCAAGCUGGACUGCUCACAUUAGAUCCAAGGAUAAGAGAGAGGAAAAAGCCAGGGCAAGCCGGAGCAAGAAAGAAGUUCACAUGGAAGAAAAGGUAGCUGUUGCAUCUGGACGUGACAGAACUAUUCAUGAACUUACAGAUCCAAGAUACUGUCCUCUCCUAGAUAGCUGUUACCCGUGGAUGCGAAAGAACUUCCCAUCAACUUACAGAUCCAAGAUACUGUCCUUUCCUAGAUAGCUGUUACCUGUGGAUGCGAAAGAACUUCCAAUGAACUUACAGAUCCAAGAUACUGUCCUUUCCUAGAUAGCUGUUACCUGUGGACGCGAAAGAACUUCCAAUGAACCUACAGAUCCAAGAUGCCGUCCUUUCCUAGAUAGCUGUUACCUGUGGACGCGAAAGAACUACCAAUGAACCUACAGAUCCAAGAUACCGUCCUUUCCUAGAUAGCUGUUACCUGCGGACGCGACAGAACUUCUCAUGAACUUACAGAUCCAAGAUACUGUCCUUUCCCAGACAGCUGUUACCUUUGGAUGCGAAAGAACUUCCUAUCCUAUGAACUUACAGAUCCAAGAUACUGUCGUUUUUGAGAUAGCUGUUACCUGUGGACGCGAAAGAACUUCUCAUGAACUUGGCAAAAUUAACGGAGGAGCAAUUGUCGUAAUAGCAAAUAUUGCUUUAUGAGGCAAUUGCAGUGCUUCAGUGGGAUAUGUACCCUGGACCUUGUAAUGUACAGUUGAACGAUUUGCCACUUAUCCACAACCUCUCUCCAAGUGACAUUCAUGAAUGUUAGGUCUUGGACUUAUGGGUCUUAGGUUAGUACAGAAAAUCAGGGUCCAGUUACAUGAAACUUAGAAAUUGAUCAUAAGUAUGAUUUCUUCGAUUGAUUGCAUAUGUUAAUAAAUGCAAUAAUCUUUGAAAAAGAAGAAAAAUCAUUCUAGCAUUUGAUUCAAUGUUACUGAGAAUGAUCUCCCAAGUUUCUUCGCAAAUUCUCUGUUAAAGUCACUUUUAAACUUGGUCAUUUGGGGGCCCCUCGUAGAAAGAGUCACUUUUAAAAACACCUUUAAAAAAAGUCAGAUGCAUGUGCUGAAUAAGCACUUCUGAAUGUUUAAAAAGUAGUUAUGUUUGAUUUUUUUUUUACUUGUGAUUGAUUUGAGCUCUUUUUGCAACAGGCCCCCAGAUGAAUGAUGUUACCCUGAUAGUAAGCUUUGAUGGCAAAGUUUAAUUAUUGAGUUUUAUGAAAUCGGGGCCCCAUGACAAUAAUGUGUAUGGUAUUAAUUAAAAUGUAUAUGACUAAGAAAAAUGAUUCCUGCCAUUUUGUCUUCUUGCAUACUGUUUUACAAAAUGUAUAAGGGGGGGGGGGGGUAAACUGACCAAUAUUGUCUGUGGUCUUUCAUUGACGGUGGGUUAUAAAUAGCUAGUCGUAAAAUACACCUUAAAGCCCAGCGCACACUAUACGACUCGUUGCGAUCUAAAUUUCAAAGAAAUUGUAAUAAACUUUGAUGAACAUUACAACCAAUACGAUCUUAGCAAUCACAGUCUAGUUCGAGCCUCCCUGUAGGAAUAAAAUCGAAUUCAAUUCCAAUUCGUAAUGACGUCAUCAUCUACUGCGACUUGAAGCCGAUUUGGACUUUACUCCGUCCACAGGGCUUGCCGCAAAGCAAAAUUAUGAUUUUAUUAUUCGUAGCCUUAUGCGGAACUUCAAAUAAAAUAAGUUUACUUCUUGGAACGUUCAUAUUUAAUGCAAAGUGCAAUUUUUUUUCUUUUUAAACCAUGUAUCGGAUCGUAUAUUGUGCGCUAGGCUUUUGAGGCUUUCCAGUGCUUUCGUAUAAAGAGAGAAAAAUGAUUUUGAGAGGGAAGUACCCGUUUUGCUUCUUGGCAACAUAUAAGAUGGUAUGUAUGUAUUGAGUAGUGAAUUUGUGUAUUAUCAUUCAAGUGGGCCUUUAUUACAAGACUACACUCUCAGAAUGUUGCAUUGUGGGUGAAGAACCGGGCCAGGUUUUAGUAGUUUAGGACUGGAGGUGGUGCUAUUAAGGCCGCUGGUUUGAAUCUGCUUUAAUGAUAAUAAUUAAUAACAAUUGUGAUAUCUAAUUGAGCGCAAAUGACAAACGACAACUGUAAAUGUAAACAAAGUCGAAAAAGAGAUCUUAACAAAUACAACCAAGUACAUCAUUCUAAAAAAAACAGUUUUGCAUCACCCACCGGAAUUCCUAGCUACAUCCUGGAGGGGGCCCUCCUUUAGUUGGUUUCGAGGUACUAAUUUACCCUCUGAUCAACUUACAUUUUAUUCAGAAGUAACAGUAGUACACAGAGACAAAACACUUGAAUUUAAAUGACAUAUUUUAUUCCAUGAAUGUACAAUAUGCUCUCUUGAAAUUGUUUGAGGAAAACAUGAUAGCACAACUUUAUCACAACGGGAGAUAUCAUAAUUCUCUUGUAUGCACAACAAUACAGCACUUUUCAUAAAAAAUGUGCAUUUUUACAAUAAUAACAGUCUGUAUAUAGCGAAUAUCACAUAUCGUCACUAUUGGGGUGUUGCAAGAAACCAAUACGAUCAAUUGCAAGUCUAUUUUCAGUCCCUAAAUCAAUCACAUGUUUAGCAAUUGAAUAAAAAAUUGUGAUUGAUUGGCCUAAUCUGUUUCUUGAAAGGAGUGUAAUCUGACUUGCUACAGUCAAAAUUGAUCCAUCAAUAUUAGAAUUGCAACAGAAUAUUUGCAACUGAUUGCAAAUAUUUUCUUGCAACACCCCCUAAGUCUUGGCACUUCAAAGCAAAAAUGAGAAGAAAAAGAUGUAUCACUAAUCUAGUGGUAAGCAAAUUUCAUUGAACCUCUCAAAAACAAUAUACCAUAUAUAAUUUUGAAAACAGUGAUGAAUAAGCAUGUAAUAUUGAGAAUUUCUUUCAAUGAACUUGUUUCAUUUAGACCAAUAUCGCAGGAGCAUGAAUGCUUUGUGAAAAUGAUGCAAAUGACAGUAAAGUUCAACAUUAACUACUA